AAAAGUCAGAUCAAGUCCAGUCUUCCCUCACAAAAAAACUUAAAUAAAUGGGUCGAGGAAAGAGAUGGAAUCCAGAGCAUUCACAGCUUUCAACAAAGAAAUCCAGUCUCAUACGCCAUUGUUCCUCAUCCUACACCAUCAUAUAAGGGGUGUAGAGAUUGAACAAGGAAACCCAUUUCCAAUCACUCACUGCAGCAAUGGAAGGUGUUCUUCUUCUUUGUUUUGCUCUUCUUGUAUUAUGGGUUACUUUAAAAAUAGGUUAUGCAGUAUGGUGGAGGCCUAGAGCCCUUGAAAAGCACUUGGAGAAGCAAGGGAUUAGGGGCCCUCCUUACAAGAUCCUGUUUGGGGAUGUAAAGGAGAGCAACAGGCUUACCCAAGAAGCCUAUUCGAAGCCCAUCGACCUUUCGCAUCAGAUCGUUCCUCGAGUUAUCCCCUUCUUUGCCCAAACCGUCAAGAAUUACGGCAAAAUAUGUGUAACAUGGUUUGGAAUGACUCCAAGAGUAAUUGUAAUGGAGCCUGAGAUGGUAAAAGAGGUCCUCUCAAACAAAUUUGGCCACUUCGAGAAGGCCCCGUCAAACCCAUUAACGAAGCUGUUAUUGUUGGGGCUUGUGGCUGCGGAAGGUGAGAAAUGGGCGAGACACAGGAGGAUCUUAAAUCCUGCUUUCCACAUGGAGAAGCUCAAGGGCAUGGUACCUGAAUUCAUUCUUAGUUGCAAAGAGAUGAUAGCGAGAUGGGGAAAGUUGGUUGGAGAAGAGGGCAGCUGUGAAAUCGAUGUGUUUCCUGAGCUCCAAGAAUUAACAGGCGAUGUCAUUUCUCGAACAGCUUUCGGGAGCAGCUAUGAAGAAGGGAAGCGUCUCUUUCAACUCCAACGGGAGCAACAAGAUCUUGUCAUCCAAGCUAUUCGAAAUAUUUACAUUCCAGGGUUCAGAUUUUUACCCACGGUAAAGAACUUCCGAAGGAAGAAGAUAGCAAAAGAGGUGAGAGCCAUCUUAGAAGACAUGGUCCAAAAGAGGGAAAAAGCAAUCAAAAGUGGGGCCACCAACUACCACGAUCUCUUGGGUUUAUUGUUGGAGUCAAAUAACACCAAUGAUAACAAAAGUAAAAUGACCCUUGAUGAUGUAAUCGAAGAGUGUAAACUCUUUUACUUUGCUGGACACGAGACCACAUCAAUGUUAUUGACAUGGACAAUGGUGGUCCUGUCUACGCAUCCCACGUGGCAGCAACGUGCGAGAGAAGAGGUUAUGCAAAUUAUGGGAUCUACGACCGAUCCACCCACUCUCGACCAAGUGGCCCACCUUAAAAUUGUAACAAUGAUCCUUUAUGAGGUUCUCAGGCUCUACCCACCAGUGGUAUUUCUCAUAAGGCAAACCUACAAGAGGGUGACUUUAGGAGGCCUAGAUUUUCCUGCAGGUGUCCGGCUUCUUCUUCCAAUACUCAUGAUCCACCAUGACCGAGAAAUUUGGGGAGACGAUGCAGAUGAAUUUCGGCCGGAGAGAUUCUUAGAAGGGGUAUCAAAGGCUGCUAAGCAUCCCUUGGCCUUCUUUCCAUUUGGAUGGGGACCCAGGAUUUGUAUAGGCCAGAAUUUUGCAUUGAUCGAGGCGAAGAUGGCAUUGGCCAUGAUACUGCAACAUUUCUCCUUCCACCUCUCGCCAUCUUAUACACAUGCCCCUUAUGCUCAACUUACUAUUCAUCCCCAAUUUGGGGCUCCCAUCAUCUUAGAAAAGCUCUAAGUUUGAUUUCAUCAAUCGACUGUUAAAGUGUUAUGUGUUCAUUUGGCUGUAUGCGUAUUCAGAGAACAAGUUAGGGAACUUAAAAUGUAAUUAUAAGAUAGCAAUUUAUAUGAGAUAUACCAAACAUUAGCAAUACAACAUCUCAAGUUCAGUUCUUA
Amborella trichopoda is the source of this 1888-nucleotide messenger RNA. RefSeq names its product cytochrome P450 CYP72A616. Gene Ontology annotation, molecular function: iron ion binding; monooxygenase activity; oxidoreductase activity, acting on paired donors, with incorporation or reduction of molecular oxygen. Lineage: Eukaryota; Viridiplantae; Streptophyta; Magnoliopsida; Amborellales; Amborellaceae. The record is from RefSeq and is a predicted model, not a curated record.